This is a messenger RNA of Solanum stenotomum, 3342 nucleotides long. RefSeq names its product FBD-associated F-box protein At5g60610-like. The coding region runs from base 94 to 1161 and encodes 355 amino acids. The transcript is spliced from 4 exons. Gene Ontology annotation, molecular function: protein binding. The record is from RefSeq and is a predicted model, not a curated record. Lineage: Eukaryota; Viridiplantae; Streptophyta; Magnoliopsida; Solanales; Solanaceae.
AUAUAUAUAUAUAUAUGUCGUGAUUGAUUGUGGUAGUUGUAUGAACAAAGAAAAAUGCAAACUUUAGCUCAUUCUAAAUUAUGCAGGUAAUUCAUGGGGAAAAGACAGCAACUUUCCAUUAAUUUUGCUCUAAAGAAGUGUCCUUGCACUCAAGAAGAUCGCAUUAGUCAGUUGCCUGAUGAUAUUCUGGUUUAUAUACUGUCUUUCCUUACCAUUAAGGAAGCAACAUACACUAGUCUCCUCUCCAAGAGGUGGUUACCCGUGUGGAAAUAUAUUCCUCGACUUGAUUUUGAUGCCACCGAACCAUUACACCAAGUAUUUUUGAAUCACAAACUAAGGAAAAUGCAUAUGAAGAAGUAUGUGAGAUGGGUUAACCGUACUUUACACAAGUGUGAAGUACAUAGAUUAGACCAAUUUCGUGUUUGCUUCGAUUUAAACAAAUUUGCCCAGCAUGAGAUUGACAAGUGGCUUGAGUUUGCCAUUGCUAGGCAAGUCCAAAGGCUAGAGUUGGACUUGUUAAAAGGUGGGAAGGAGACUCGAGAUUUUGAAUAUUGCUACACUUUCCCGGCUCAGCUCCUUGGUCUCAAUCAUAAGUUGCCACCUCUCUGGCAUAAUUUUUUGUCCGUAAAGGUACUGUUAUUGAAGUCAGUAAAUGUGACAGGCGAAGUUCUUGAGUUCUUCCUUCAUAACUGCCCGUUUCUUGAAGAAAUGGUGGUUCAUGGAUCUGGAACGCUGGUAAAUUUGCAAGUCAUUGGUCCUUCCCUCAAGUUGAAACACUUGGAAAUUUGGCGCUGCCAGUGUUUAGAAUCACUUAAAAUCCAUGAUACAAACCUUGUAACACUUGUGGCUUCAGCAGCAACCAAAUUAUUGCUCUCAAACGCUCUUAUGCUGAUCAAGGUAGAGAUUGUUGGUGCAUUCAGGCCUAUUCUGAAAGACAUAUUGGCUCCGAUUUCCUGUGUUCUCUCUCAGCUGGAGGUCCUCAAAAUAACUUCCUCUGAUGGAUUGGUAUUGGGGAAUUACAAGUUUCCUGAAUUUACCAAGCUCAAGAAAUUUGUUGUUCAUGUUUUUGCAUGGAGAGACACGUCUCUCUUAGGUUGCACACAUGUGAUAGGGGCUGCACCACUGUUGGAGGAAUUUGAGUUGAAGGUUGUGGACAGCUGAGUUGACUUAAGGCAUUUAUCACCUGAAACCAAAUCUGAUCUUUCACAACUCUUCCACUUAAAAUCUCUUACCGAAUUACUGCCUUAAAAUCUUACAGCUCGUUUGGUAUGGAGGUAUGGCGGCAGAAUGGAAUUAUGAUUCUGGCAUUUCGUUGGUAUCACUAAUUCUGUAGGCGACUUGUAAUUGACCGAUUCCCCUAUCAAUCAACGUUUUCAUUUCAAAGACAUUUUGUUAUACAAUGACUAUCUUGCUCAAAAACUUGUCCAAAAACUUUGUACUGUAAACUCACUUGUCCUCAAUUUGUGAACCAAUUUCAAAACAGAACAAGCCAGCAGUAAGGUUGAGAAUUAAGUUGCCAUUGGUAGUGGAUAGGUAGUCCUAUGAAGGAUGAAUAGAGUAGAAUAGAGGCUGUGGAGAUGAGGACUUGGACAAUGUUGUUGCGAAUCAAGAGAACACUUGGUAGGAGGAGCAUCAGGAGUUUGUAUUCCAACUAAAUGACUGAGGAAUAGGUGUUUGAAUUGAUGGUAUUUUCUGGUAAUGGAGCCGGUGAUAUAGAGAAUACUUGAGGUAGAGGUUUUAUGUUGGGAAACAAGCUAUUUUUGAAGAGGAAAGCUGACCCUUUUUUAUGAAAUAAAUUUCAAAUAGUUAAUGGUGAGAUAGAAAUAGUAUUGUGAUAAUUUAAUAGAACCUCGUUUAGUGUAAAGCAGUUUUUUCAUGAAUACAAUGUUCACAGACUCCAGCUGAGUAUUUCAUUGGUAAAUCAAUUCCAGGUUUGAAAGUUCCUUUGGAUUCCAAUGUAUAUGGACCUGGUAUGGGAUGAAGUAACGGGGCAAAUGUCUAGUUUAUUUUAUUUUCUGUAAUUAAGCUAUUUUAGAGUCUUAUUAUUUCUCAAUAGCUUGGGUAGCAAGGAAUUGCCUUGGAGGCAUAGUCCUCUCUCUUGCAGAUGAAAGUCACAAGUUUUUGAUGGCAAAAUUCAUAGUCAACUAGUAAUUAUUUCUGAAAGUUCUGCAGCCUAACGGAUAGAUUCCCUGAAUAGAACUUUCAUUUUGAUAUGACGUAUGCUAUCUAAUUCGGCGAUUAUUUAUUUCUCAGCACACCAACCAUUCACUUCAUAUACCUCGAGUAUAUUGGCCUAGGAAAAGAUAUUGUAGAAGGAAAAGUAGGAUAGCCGUCAUUUAUUUCCUGUGGAACUCAUUGCCUUGGGACAUAAAAUAACUUUCAAAAAUUUAUGUGUAAGCACAUUGAACAACAUUUGAAUAGUUGAAAAUUAACUGUAGAAUUACUCUAUCUAAGUUUUUUCUUAGAAUGCUAACCUGAAAUGUGAUCAUAAGCAGGGAAGUUGAUAACAGUCAAGAACAAGAAUCCUUUAAAUUUACUUCAAAGUGAUAGUUGAAUAAAGUUACCUGGUUUUAAUGUUGGAAAAGAAAAUCAUUUGAGAUUUUGAAGGGUCAGACAAAAGUUGAAUGCUUUGAGUUUGAAGCACUCGAGGAAAUAAGAACAAAAUACGAACAACUCCAAAAAUUCUCUUAUCUAAAAGUAUUUUGUUGUUUGAACAAAUUUGAAAUGAAAUUAUAAAUGUUUACAGCAGCUUUCUUUGAUCUCCUUGAUUAAAAUAGCAGAAGAUAUAUGUUUAGAUGUUUUCAACGUUUAUAUUUUGAGUUAUGAAUGUCCGGAUGAGCAACUAUAGAUGCUGUCUGAGGGAUGGAAAAUCUAUACUUGUGUUCUAGGUUAUUUCUUUAAACGAGUUACUACUUUGGUGGUUAUUUAUGCAUUCAGUUCAUGGUUUGAUAAAAAAAGAUGGAUGCUAAGUAGUAGAGAUACCAAGAGAACAUAAUAAAUAGUUCCAAUGAGGGAGGGAGUUAAGUGGAGCUAUGUUGCUCGGACUGUUUGACGGGUGCGUGUCGGAUUGAAGGAUCUGACAUAGGUGCGGCAACAUUUUUGGAGAGUCCGAGCAACUUAGAAGUGGAGAGGAGACCAGAUCUUUAGUUCCAUUCUGGGCGACUUUGGGACAAAUUGACCUGAAUACUGGGUAAUGGUAUGUGGAUUUUGCUAGUGUUAUGUUGUAACUCGUAAGUUCCCAUGAAUUGCUUUUACCUUGAUGGAUGCCCAACUUAGUGAUUCUUCUCAUUUCCAAUAUACUUGUCAUAUUUAUGCUUGUGUAACUGUGGUUCAAUUUUCUUG